Molecule: messenger RNA, 4366 nt
Organism: Pteronotus mesoamericanus
Lineage: Eukaryota; Metazoa; Chordata; Mammalia; Chiroptera; Mormoopidae
Gene: SFMBT2
Product: Scm like with four mbt domains 2
Exons: 21
Coding region: 178-2868 (896 amino acids)
Biological process (GO): negative regulation of DNA-templated transcription
Cellular component (GO): nucleus
Molecular function (GO): sequence-specific DNA binding; transcription corepressor activity; histone binding
Source: RefSeq, a predicted model, not a curated record
CGGGAGGGGAGCGAGCGAGGCAGAGCAGAGCGAGCGGGAGCCAGGCAGAGCCUGCGAGCGAGGCCGACGUCCUCACGGGUGGCGCCCGGGGCUUUGGUCCACGCCGAGGGGAGGACGAACUUCACCAGGUAAUUCUUCCUGCAGGAUGAAUUAAGAGAAGAUCCUUUUUCUUUAGGAAUGGAGAGCAGUUUGUCAGUUACCAACAUGCCAGACCCUUCAUCUUCUCCAUUGGAGAAACACUCGAGCUCAGCAAAUGGUAAUGGAGAUCUUGAUUCAGAAGAAGGUUCAAGCUUGGAGGAAAUCGGCUUCAAUUGGGGGGAGUACUUGGAAGAAACGGGUGCCAGUGCGGCUCCUCACACGUCAUUCAAACACGUUGAAAUCAGCAUUCAGAGCAACUUCCAGCCUGGGAUGAAAUUGGAAGUGGCCAAUAAGAACAACCCAGACACGUACUGGGUGGCCACUGUUAUCACUACCUGCGGGCAGCUGCUGCUUCUGCGCUACUGUGGUUACGGGGAGGACCGCCGGGCCGACUUCUGGUGUGAUGUGGUGAUAGCCGAUCUGCACCCCGUAGGGUGGUGCACUCAGAACAACAAGGCCCUGAUGCCCCCAGAUGCAAUCAAAGAAAAGUACACAGACUGGACAGAAUUUCUCAUUCGUGAUUUGACUGGUUCCCGGACAGCACCUGCGAACCUCCUGGAAGGUCCUCUGCGAGGGAAAGGCCCUAUAGACCUCAUUACAGUUGAUUCCUUAAUAGAACUUCAGGAUUCUCAGAACCCUUUUCAGUACUGGAUAGUUAGUGUGAUUGAAAAUGUUGGAGGAAGAUUACGCCUUCGCUAUGUGGGAUUGGAGGACACUGAAUCCUAUGACCAGUGGUUGUUUUACUUGGAUUACAGACUUCGACCAGUUGGUUGGUGUCAAGAGAAUAAAUACAGAAUGGACCCACCUUCAGAAAUUUAUCCUUUGAAGAUGACCUCUGAAUGGAAAUAUGCUCUGGAAAAAUCCCUUAUUGAUGCCGCAAAGUUUCCUCUUCCAAUGGAAGUUUUUAAGGAUCAUGCAGAUUUGCGAAGCCAUUUCUUCACAGUUGGGAUGAAGCUAGAAACAGUGAAUAUGAGUGAGCCCUUUCAUAUCUGUCCUGCAUCAGUGACCAAGGUUUUUAAUAAUCAUUUUUUUCAAGUGACUAUUGAUGACCUAAGACCAGAACCUAGUAAACUCUCAAUGCUCUGCCAUGCGGAUUCUUUGGGGAUUUUACCAGUACAGUGGUGCCUUAAAAAUGGAGUCAAUCUCACACCUCCCAAAGGUUACUCUGGCCAGGACUUUGACUGGGCAGAUUAUCACAAGCAGCAUGGAACAGAAGAAGCACCUCCUUUCUGCUUCAAAAAUACAUCAUUCAGUCGGGGUUUCACAAAGAACAUGAAGCUCGAAGCUGUAAACCCCAGGAAUCCAAGAGAACUCUGUGUGGCCUCUGUUGCGAGGGUGAAGGGGAGGUUGAUGUGGCUUCACCUGGAAGGUCUGCAGUCUCCUGCUCCAGAGUUUAUUGUUGAUGUUGAGUCCAUGGAUAUCUUCCCAGUGGGCUGGUGUGAAGCGAAUUCUUACCCUCUGACCACACCACACAAAACAGUCUCACAAAAGAAGAGAAAGAUUGCAGUUGUGCAACCAGAAAAACAAUUGCCAUCCACAGUGCCUGUUGAGAAAAUACCUCAUGACCUUUGUUUAUUCCCUUCCCUGGAAACCACAGGUACUGUCAACGGGAAAUACUGCUGUCCUCAGCUUUUCAUCAAUCACAGGUGUUUCUCAGGCCCUUACCUAAACAAGGGGAGAAUCGCAGAGCUACCUCAGUCCGUGGGACCAGGCAAAUGCGUGCUGGUUCUUAAAGAGGUUCUUAGCAUGAUAAUCAAUGCAGCUUACAAGCCUGGGAGAGUAUUGAGGGAAUUACAACUGGUGGAAGAUCCUCAUUGGAAUUUCCAGGAGGAGACGCUGAAGGCAAAGUACAGAGGCAAAACAUACAGGGCUGUGGCCAAGAUUGUCCGAACUUCUGACCAGGUAGCAGAUUUCUGCCGACGGGUUUGUGCCAAGCUGGAGUGCUGUCCAAAUUUGUUCAGCCCUGUGCUGGUUUCCGAAAACUGCCCAGAAAACUGCUCCAUUCACACCAAAACCAAAUACACCUAUUAUUAUGGAAAGAGAAAGAAGAUCAUUAAGCCCCCAAUUGGGGAGAGCAACAUUGAAAGUGGACACUCUAAACCAGCCAGGCGUAGGAAACGGCGAAAAUCCAUUUUUGUGCAGAAGAAACGGAGGUCUUCUACUGUGGACUUUGCAGCAGGCUCAGGGGAGGAAAGUGAAGAGGAAGACGCAGAUGCUGUGGACGAUGACACCGGGAGCGAGGAAACCGGCUCUGAGCUGCGGGAUGACCAGACAGACACCUCUUCAGCCGAGGUCCCCUCUGCCCGGCCCCGGAGGGCUGUCACCCUGAGGAGCAGCUCUGAGCCAGAGCGCCGGCUGCCCGUGGAAAGGGCGAGACGGGGCCGGAGAGUGCAGGCUGCCCCCUGUGCGGAGGGCGGCGACAAGGGCCCGGCUGCCAGCCAGGACAAGGACACGGGACAGGAAAUAAAGCAAGAGGAGGAGGAGAGACUCAUCCUGGAGAGCAACCCGUUGGAGUGGACGGUGACUGACGUGGUGAGGUUCAUUAAACUGACAGACUGCGCCCCAUUGGCCAAAAUAUUUCAGGAACAGGACAUUGACGGUCAGGCGCUCCUGCUGCUGACUCUUCCUACAGUGCAGGAGUGCAUGGAGCUGAAGCUGGGGCCUGCCAUCAAGUUAUGCCAUCAGAUCGAGAGAGUCAAAGUGGCUUUCUAUGCCCAAUAUGCCAACUGACUCUACCCUCUUGAUGAUACGGUGUCUUGGGAUGGUUUUCAGGACUGGAACUUUCAUUUUUCCCAGAUACAUGAGAUGGUUCAUACACAGUUACCGGGAAGCAAGAAGCAUGAAGGAUCUCCUUCCUUCACCAGCCUGUUCCAUAGUUCCCUGUUUUUAAAGCACACACCAGGACCCCCACCGUGGCCUCUGGAGAGUGUAAAUUAAAGUUCUGUGUUAGACCCUGUGGGAUAUGAAGAGCUUUUUUGUAUAUCCACAUCUCGCCUUUCUCCCACCCCCAAACCAGGCAGCUUCCUUUGAACAAGGCUGUAAACCAAGGCCCACAUUUCUUUGAAAACACCUUAAGAUGCAGUUGACAUCUUUCUCAAUGUGACUGACCACAAGGAGAUUGCCUGGCUGGUAGUUUUUGUUCUACUCAUUCUUAGGCGCAUUUAUACAUGCUUCUUUCAUACUGAUACACGUGUGGCUGUGGCUGUGUGGCUGCCACCGCAGUUUUGAUCUUGGUGGCAACACAUUUCUCAAACACAACUAUAGGCGAUGCUUCAGGGUAUAGUUAUAAAAAGGUGGGCUAAACCUGCAUUGCCUAUCAGAGGUGCCUUUUAGGAAGUACAGAGAGCAAAGGAAGGUGCCAUGUCAUUGCAGUGAGACAGUUUUUUUCUGAGUAAUAGACAGGAAAGGACCUCACUUUGCAGGUUCUUUUAUGGAGUCUAAAAUAUCUCAAAUGUUCUAAUUUAAUUGUGACCACAUCAGGGAGGGACUUCUUUAGUCUCUUGGGAAAUGUUGAGUUGUAUAUUGAAGGAAAAGCUUACUUUCAGACAGCAAGAAUAGGAAGAGAUUGGAGACAAGCUUUUUACAAACCAGCUACUUCCCCUUGGAUUCCCUUUGAACGCCACUUGCGUUUGGUUUGGCCCUGGUACACUCAUUUACAAUAAGCCAGUGGACAGAACACUGGACCUGGAGUCAACAUGGUCUUUUCCUGGCGGAACUAAUGACUAACUCCUUGAUCUUGGGUAACUCUGCGUGACUCUGCACCUCAUUCUUGCAACGUGACAGGUUGGAACACUUAGGACUGGAGCAGUGAGCCCACGUUCCGUCUCCAUUUUGCUCCUGCUCAGGGAAGAGUCCAGAGAGAUUGGCCAAAAUGAGAAAAAGAGAGUAAAUGAAAAAGAAGGGUGUCACCACAGCUUUUAACUCUGUCAUUCCUGCAGCUCACUGUGGCUUUGAGGUUCUUAGGACGUUUCUUGGGUGAUGUUCAUUAAAUCAGUGAAGUCAUUUGCAGAAAGAUCUGCGUCUCUGAGAACUGACUGGUUUUUGUACCAAGCACUUUAUGGGUGCAUGCCCCUGAGUGAUCCAGCAUAUAUAUAUUCAAACCCAAAUGGACUAUCAUAUUCUGUUGCCAUAGUGGCCCAAAUACCUUUAAACUUGUGCAAAGAAACCACACCUUCAAAUUGUUCAGGAGUAAACAUGAAAAGCAGAGUGCGCACUCUUCUCUUACUUC